Messenger RNA from Condylura cristata (star-nosed mole), 3841 nucleotides. Its product is annotated as stonin-1-like. Gene Ontology annotation, biological process: clathrin-dependent endocytosis; synaptic vesicle endocytosis; regulation of endocytosis. The transcript is spliced from 4 exons. The record is from RefSeq and is a predicted model, not a curated record. Gene Ontology annotation, molecular function: clathrin-cargo adaptor activity. Gene Ontology annotation, cellular component: synaptic vesicle; AP-2 adaptor complex. Lineage: Eukaryota; Metazoa; Chordata; Mammalia; Eulipotyphla; Talpidae. Bases 143 to 2326 code for a protein of 727 amino acids.
UGCUGCUGAUAUCUCCCAGCAUCUGUCCUCCCAGUGCCUAGCAGAGAGAGAUGCCAGAUCCCAGGGACCAUCCUGGAGGGCGGUAACUGUCACAGAGACAACAUACCUAAUUCAUCGACAAGACCACAAUCUGAUUGCAAAGAUGUGUUCCACGAACCCGGGCAAUUGGGUCACUUUUGAUGAUGAUGCUGCUUUUCAAUCUUCUCAAAAGCCAAAGAAUUUUCCUCUGGAAAAUCAAGGCACCUGUAGGCCAAAUGGACUCAAGCUGAACCUCUCGGGUCCUAGGGAGUUUCCCAGUGGUCCCUCCUCCACCAGCAGCACCCCCCUCUCCUCUCCCAUCAUAGACUUCUAUUUCAGUCCAGGACCUCCAAGCAACUCUCCCCUUCCCACACCCACCAAAGACUUUCCAGGUUUUCCUGUUGUCCCCAAAGCAGGAACUCACGUGCUUUAUCCUCUCCCGGAGUCAUCUGCCAGCAGUCCACUCACACCGGGAGCAGCUUCCUCCUGCUUGCCUGCCAGGCCAUGUCUGUCCCAGGCUUCCUCGCCCAGUGACCACUCAGGUACACACCCAGCCCCCAAAGUGGGUCUUGCAGAUGAAGGCCCUCACCCGGCUGCAGACCCCGGGCUCCAAAGUGAUACCUCCCAGUUUCAGUAUUUUCGGGAGGACUGUGCUUUCUCAAGUCCAUUUUGGAAAGAUGAGAACAGUGCUUCCCUGUUUCCCACUGAUCCUCCAGGAAGCAGAAAGACUUUCCCAUCAAGGGACAAACAGAUACCCACGGAGCAAAAAAGCUUAAAUCAGUGCUCCCUCAGCUACAUUUGUGAGAAGCUUGAACAUCUCCAGUCAUCUGAAUACCAGGACUCCCUUGGAAGUUUGUCCACACAAUGUCUGCAUGCGGAAGACGCUGCCUCUUCCUUUGUUCCCCAUACACUCUUCAGAAGUCAGCCCAAAACUGGAUGGUCUUUUAUGCUGAGAAUUCCUGAGAAGAAGAACAUGAUGUCUUCCCGGCAGUGGGGACCCAUUUUUCUGAAAGUCUUGCCUGGAGGAAUUCUGCAAAUGUAUUAUGAGAAGGGGUUAGAAAAACCAUUCAAAGAGUUACAGCUAGAUCCACAUUGCAGGCUUUCUGAACCCAAAGUUGAGAACUUUAGUGUGGCAGGAAAAAUCCAUACUGUGAAGAUUGAACAUGUGGCUUACACAGAAAAAAGGAAAUACCAUUCUAAGACAGAACUAGUUCAUGAACCAGACGUAGAACAGAUGCUGAAGUUGGGGUCCACAGAGUACCACGACUUCCUUGAUUUUCUGACUACUGUGGAGGAGGAGCUGAUGAAGCUGCCAGCUGUUCCAAAACCCAAGAAGAACUAUGAGGAGCAAGAAAUUUCCCUGGAAAUUGUGGACAACUUUUGGGGGAAAAUCACAAGAGAAGAAGGAAAAUUGGUAGAAAGUGCUGUGAUAACUCAAAUCUGUUGCCUCUGUUUUGUAAAUGGAAACACGGAAUGCUUUUUAACCUUGAAUGAUCUUGAAUUGCAGAAGCGAGAUGAACACUAUUUUGAAAAAGACCCAGACAAGAAAGGGAUUGUUAUUCUGGACUAUCAUUUUCAUAAGUCCGUAAAAGUGCAAGAAUUUGAGCAAUCAAGAAUCAUUAAGUUUGUACCCCUGGAUGCCUGCCGGUUCGAACUGAUGCGUUUUAAGACUCUGUACCAUGGAGAAGAUCUUCCCUUUUCCCUGAAGUCUACGGUUGUGGUCCAGGGGGCAUAUGUGGAACUUCAGGCCUUUGUCAACAUGGUCCCGUCACAGGCCAGUUCCUCGAGGUCCUGUGACAACAUAAUGAUACACUUUCCUGUCCCUUCACAGUGGAUUAAGGCUCUCUGGACCAUGAACCUCCAGAGGCAGAAGUCCCUGAAAGCCAAGAUGAAUCGCCGGGCUUGUCUGGGGAGUUUACAAGAGCCUGAGUCUGAACCUGUCAUACAGGUCACAGUGGGAUCAGCGAAAUACGAGAGUGCCUACCGGGCCGUGGUGUGGAAGAUUGACCGGCUUCCCGAUAAAAAUUCAAGUCCUGAUCAUCCCCAUUGUUUGUCGUACAAACUAGAACUUGGGUCAGACCAAGAAAUCCCCUCUGACUGGCACCCAUUUGCCACUGUUCAGUUUGGGAUACUUGGUGCCUGCGCCUCACGGACAGAGGUCAGGUCCCUGGGGGUGGAGAGUGAUGUCCAGCCACAGAAACAUAUCCAGCAGCGGUCCUGCUACAACAUCCAGGUUGAAAUAGAGAAGAAGUGGAUUAAAAUUGACGGAGAAGAUCCAGAUAAAGCUGGUGACUGCGUCACGCAAUAGGAGCAGCGAGAGUAAAUGACGACUCAGUUUUCAGCUAUGUAAUUCACAGAAAGUGAACCAUAUGAAGUUUUGCUGCUGUACAGUGGAGACGACUUCUGAAUAGAGGUCCAAUGUCUGUGGUUAGAGAAGUUUAGACCUGAAACUGAACAAUCUAUAUUUUAUGCUUUUGAUAUGUUUGUGCCCCAGGGGUUGAAUCUAAAAUGUAUCUGUAACUUGUGUGAUGUUUAGUUUCCUAUUGAAACUCAAAAGCACUGUUAUUCAGUGUGUUACCUGACUGCCAGCUUGGGUAAAGGGUUUUGAUUUGUGAUUACUCAGUGGCUGAUUGUUUUGUACCCUGGAUUCCCAAGUGCCAUAUUUAUUGUCCUCCAGUAUCCUUUUCUUGCUGUGUUAGCACCUGUAUUGGAGGGCAAGGCAAUCAAAUGAGACAUAACCAAAUUACUUAAUUUACUCUCUGACUCAUCCUUUAAAUACAGCUGGUAUUGGAACCACAACUUAUGAGUUGUGGAAAUACCUGCAAUUUUGAAUUAUUUAGCCUUCCUGUCUUCAUACCACACUGGUGACUAAUCAUCAGCAGUAUUUGGUACCUCCCUUACCCCAACUGUAUUCUCAUUUUCAAAAUGUGUUUGUAUUCUGGCUUGUACGGCAAAGAAGCUAUUUGAGUUGACAUACAUAUUUUAGUGCAAGUCACUAAGACUUACUGCCUUUACUGCCUUUUGCUUGGAGAAAUUCCUUUCAAAAAUGGAAUCCCAGUGUUGGAUACUAGCUAAAAUAUUUAUGUACAUUAGAUAUGAAUUUUUAAAGUUCAUGAAUAUGAUUUCCCAAAAGUACAGAUGCUAAAAAAUAUUUUGAUAAAGUAUUAUUUGUAAUUAACACAAGCCUCUCUUGAGUAGAAGUUUAAAUUAUAUUAUGAUUAUUUUAUGUUAGUUCUGCUGUUGUGCUAUUAAUGCUAAUUCUGUUUAAUUUAGAGUAUUUUUCUUGAAAAGAAGGCAAAGUGAAAGAUACUAAAUUAAUGUUAUCUAGAUUUCCAAGAGGUGGCAUUCUGUUUUUUACAGUUAGAUUAAUCUUUGGUUUAUAUGGAAAAGUCAGUGACAUUAGCAUUUAUAAUUCAGGUUAUGAUUUCCUUUCAGUAUUUAUAGUGAAAGGAUAAACUUUUGAAAUUUAUGAAAUUUAUAUUCUAGCUAUUUUUUAGCCUGAAAAACAAAGCCUUCCAUGUAGUAUUAAAACACCUUUGAGUUACAUUGAAUCUUAAAUAUGACUAGGAGGUAUUUUUCUUUAUUUACCAAAGUGUUUGAUUAAAAACAGAUGUAAUAAUGUUCUUCCAAAUAACACUUAUUUGUUGGGCCGCAGAACUUAUGUCAUACAUUUUAUUAAUUUGUAUUAGAUUCAUUUUAAUUUGUUAAGAAAUGGAUUCAAACAAACAUUAUGAUGGUCAGUACCAAUCAACAGAUUUUAUUGCUUUUUUUUUUUUUAAAGAUUUAUUUAUUUGUGCAUACAGAACUAGGGUACAGGCCAGAG